Molecule: messenger RNA, 2329 nt
Organism: Arachis duranensis
Lineage: Eukaryota; Viridiplantae; Streptophyta; Magnoliopsida; Fabales; Fabaceae
Biological process (GO): mRNA splicing, via spliceosome
Cellular component (GO): catalytic step 2 spliceosome
Molecular function (GO): protein binding; RNA binding
Source: RefSeq, a predicted model, not a curated record
CUUAAUUUCACUCGAUACCUAACCCUAUCAGAGCAAACACCGCCGCCACCGUCAGCCCCCAGCCUGCCUGCUUCUCGUGAAGCCCCACCAGCCACCGUCAGCCCCCAGCCGCUGCCACUCUUCUCCUCCUCACCGUCUCUGUGAUCGUCGUCGUCGGCAGUGACAGAGGGUGCCGUCGUCGUCCUCGAUCCUCUUCUCCUCUACGUCACGCGAACUGUUGCUCUAUCCUCUUCAGGCGCGUCCUCUCCUCCGUGAAUCUCUGCCUGGAGCCUCGCCGUGGAAUCUCUUCUCGGCGCCUCGCCGUCGCAAACUGAUCCACUCCCGAGGUCACUCUGUCACCGCCGUUCCUCCCUCGCCGUGUCUCCGAAAGGGGCAGCUGCUAAUGAAGUCAAAAGGGGAUAGGGACAGGAAACGCCAUGAUUCUGAAGAAGACGAUAGCAAUCUGCCCAGGAAAUCAGGAGGAGAUAUGGAUAGGAGUCAAAGAGCUGAAAAGGGACUACAUACGACCCAGUUCAGAGGAGAAGAGAACAGAGAGCUGCAGAGGAAAACAGAAAGGGAUGGGAAUAGGAGGCAUAGAGAUGGAAGGGAUGGUGCCCAUCAUGAUUCGGGGGAAGAAGAUGGGGAGCUGCCCAUGAAAUCAGAGAAGGAUAGGGAUGUGGUGCAAAGAUUUGAAAGGUAUGGUGCACAUCAUGAUUCAGAUGAAGAAGAGGGUGAGCUUCGCAUGGACUCAGAAAGGGAAAGGAAGCGUCAUGAUUCGGAAGAUGAUAGCAUAUCAGUAAAUCAAGAAGGGAAAGGAGGCAAAGAGUUGAAAGAGAUGGAGCAAGCCGUAAUUUGGAGGGAGAAGUUGAUAGGGAUCAAUUUAGGAAAUCAGAAAGGAAUAGGGAUAGAAGGCAUAGAUCUGUAAAGGAUGGUGCCAGGUAUGAUUCAGAGGAUGAUGAUGAGGACCUGAACAGGAAAUCAAAAAGGGAUAUGAGGUAUAGAGGUGAAAGAGAUGAUGAUGAUGAUGAGAAGGGUCAGAGAGAUAAUGGGAGAGAAGAUAAUAGGAAGAAAGAGGAUGGACCUCGAAGGAUAGUUGAAAACACAAGACCUCAAAGACAGUCAACAAUCCCAGAAGGUAACCUGAAUGGUGAUGCAUCUAAACAUAUUUUCAAGCCAGACCCUAAUUUCCUGGAGAAUGAGAAGCGUUAUGAAGAGCUGAAGAAAACUAUACUGGGUGAGGAAUCUGAGGAUGAGGAAGGCUCUGAUGCAGAGUUGGACGAUGAUGAUGAUGAAGAUGAUGAAUCCAAUGAAGAAGAUGAUGAGGAAAGCAUGCAAAUCAAAGAUGAAACAGAGACAAACCUUGUUAACCUUAGAAGAACAAUUUACCUAACAAUUAUGUCCAGUGUAGAUUUCGAGGAAGCUGGUCACAAGCUUCUGAAAAUCAAGCUAGAGCCUGGGCAAGAGAUGGAAUUAUGCAUUAUGCUUUUGGAAUGUUGCAGCCAAGAGAGAACAUAUCUCCGAUAUUAUGGUCUUUUGGGGCAGCGUUUCUGCAUGAUCAAUAAAGUAUAUCAAGAGAAUUUUGAGAAGUGCUUUGUCCAGCAGUACUCAAUGAUUCACCGGCUUGAAACAAACAAGCUACGAAAUGUGGCUAAAUUCUUUGCUCACCUACUUGGGACAGAUGCUCUACCUUGGCAUGUUUUAUCGUACAUACGCUUGACUGAAGAGGACACGACAUCUUCCUCCCGUAUAUUCAUCAAGAUCCUCUUCCAGGAAUUAUCAGAGCAUCUUGGCAUCCGACUGCUAAAUGAGCGGUUAAAUGAUUCAACAAUGCAGGACUCCUUUGAGUCGAUCUUUCCGAAAGAUAACCCAAAGAACACCCGGUUCUCCAUUAACUUCUUCACAUCCAUUGGACUUGGUGGUCUUACAGAGAACUUGCGUGAGUAUUUGAAAAAUAUGCCGCGUCUUAUCAUGCAACAACAGAAACAAGUUUCAGAUUCUGAAUCUGAUGAUGAGUCAGGGAGUUCAAGUUCAUCUGAUUCAGGAACAGCUAGUUCUGAAUCAGAGUCUGACUCAUCAAGUUCUGAUGAAAGUGAUAGUGAUAGGGACAAAAGGCGAAGAAAGCGGAGAAGAAAGUGAAGCAAACGAAUUUAUUUCCUUGUCCAGGGUCCUUGCUUCUGUAAAACUGUAUUAUGAGGGCUUAGUAUGCUGUCCGGUUUUGAAUUUUGUUAAGAUCAUAUUUUCAUAGAACUUGCUCUGCUUUGAUGUUUUCUCAUCCCAAACCACCGAAGUAGAAUUUGUAAGCUGUAGUAACUUGGGGUGAAAUAAUAAUUUAGUUGAUCGUAGUGUUCAA